AUGGAAGGUGUGACAUUGGACAAGUGGGGUUAUGAAGUGAAGACUUCUUCCGAUGCUUGUAUUGCCGCUAUCAACUCCUACUAUGAUCAGGUACUUGGUUAUGGGAGAAAGAGGGAUGUGAUUCUUGAAGCUCCAAAAGCAGACCCUCGUUGUGUUUUGGGCAAUAUUUUGGCGGCCAGUUUUAUCUGCUCCUCUGAUCCUGCUAGAACUCCUCAAUUCCUUGAUGCUUCCAAGAAGUAUUUGGAAAAUGGCAGCGGAUAUGAGAAAGCAGUUUUUGAUGUUGUUAGCUAUUUUAUUCAUCCUGAUAGGGAUGACGACUUAGCUGUUGAUAUGCAUUCUAAGCACUUGAAAAAUUACCCAAAAGAUCUGUUGUCUCUUAAGAGGAUUCAAGUGUUGUGCUUUUACAUGGGCCGACCGGAUCUCUCUCUGCAACUUGUUGAGCAGGUCCUGCCACUAAAUAAACAAGCAAGUUUCAUAUAUGGAAUGCUCGCAUUUCAGUUAUUAGAGCUUGGUCGAAUGUUAGAUGCAGAAAAAGCAGCCAAAGAGGGUAUCCAGAUCAACAAAGAAGAUGCUUGGUCACAACAUGCGCUAUGCCAUGUAUACCAAUAUGAAUGCCGUUUCAAGGAAGCAAUUGAAUUUAUGGAGGAGUGUUCAUCAUCGUGGAGUUUUUUGUCGUCAUUUAUGUACACUCACAAUUGGUGGCAUGUCGCUCUUUGUUACUUGGAAGGCCAUUCUCCUAUUGAGAAAGUCAGAGAAGUCUAUGACACACAUGUAUGGAAGGAAUUGGAAAGAAGUGAUGCUACGCCUGCGGAGGUCUACCUGAAUGCAUUGGGACUAUUACUACGCAUUUACGUAAGAGGCCAAAUUAAAGUCUUUGAGGAUUGUCUCAGCAUCUUAGCAAACUGUCUGCAAGAUCAAAGUGUCUGGUACCUGGAGUGGCACCUUGAUGUGUUGAUAGUGUGGACAUUGACCUAUGCUGGAGAAAUUUCAAGAGCAGAAGAUCUUCUUUCAGGAUUGAGAUCAAGACUGUCUCUGAUGCCUGACAAGAAGCGACGGCUGAUGCAACAAGGGAUGCUGCUUGCAGAAGCAUUACACGAGUAUGGGAAGGGUGAGAAUGAAAAGGCCCUGAAAUUGCUUGGACUUGAAUUUGAUGUCAUGAACUUUAAGGUCAUAGGAGCAUCUGAUGAACAGCUAGACGUUUUCAAUGAAGUUUGGCUUGCAUUGUUAAUCAACACGGGUCAAGCCACAAAGGCCAUUCAAACCAUUGAAAAGCAGCUAGAGAAGAGAGACGGUGCCCCUUUCUUGUGGCGCCUUUUGGAAAAAAGCUACCAAAUGUUAGAGCGGCCAGAAGCUGCAAGUGCUGGAGAGAAAGCCCGUGAACUAGAGGCUGCAUACUUUCCGUAG
This is a messenger RNA of Oldenlandia corymbosa var. corymbosa, 1404 nucleotides long. Lineage: Eukaryota; Viridiplantae; Streptophyta; Magnoliopsida; Gentianales; Rubiaceae. The record is from the annotation of a GenBank genome assembly.